Trichosurus vulpecula (common brushtail) is the source of this 2055-nucleotide messenger RNA. It is a transcript of the gene DUSP18, whose product is annotated as dual specificity phosphatase 18. Bases 410 to 976 code for a protein of 188 amino acids. Lineage: Eukaryota; Metazoa; Chordata; Mammalia; Diprotodontia; Phalangeridae. Gene Ontology annotation, molecular function: MAP kinase tyrosine/serine/threonine phosphatase activity. The record is from RefSeq and is a predicted model, not a curated record. Gene Ontology annotation, biological process: protein dephosphorylation. The transcript is spliced from 3 exons.
AGGAAACACGCCGCAGUCCGCGCUGGGGUGGGGGGCGCAUGCGUGCCAGGAUGGAUUGUCCCUGUGCGGACGCCGUAGGGCGGACGCGACCCGUUGCCUAGGAGACGGAUGGGGGCGGGAGGGCAUGAUGGAGGGAGGCGCGGGAGCAGUGUGUGAGGUGGCGGCAGCAGAGGCGGCGCGGUGAGCGGGCGGCAAGCGGAAGCUUCAUCACAAAGACGGCGGCGGCGGCAGCAGCGACGGCGGGAUCGAGGACGCUGAGAACUGGACACGAGCACCGAGAUUCUGCUACCUGACUUAAGCCACCUUGGAUGGUCUGGAACACUGCCCGAAACACCCAGAGUUUUCUUUAGAAAAAGAGUAGCAGGAAGAUGCAGCCCCCCGUCGUCGCUGGUUUAUAAAGUUUGCCUUAAUGAAUACAUCUUUGAACACUAUCCCCAUUCUCUUCAGGCAGCCUGCAGUCUGUGGCCUGUCCCAGAUUACCAGCAGCCUGUACCUUGGCAAUGGCUUGGCCGCUAACAACAAGGUCAUACUGUCCAGCAACCAAAUCACUACCGUCAUUAACGUGUCCGUGGAGGUGGUGAAUACCUUCUACGCAGACAUUCAGUAUGUCCAAGUGCCUGUGGCCGACACCCCGCUCUCCCGCCUGUACGAUUUCUUUGACCCAAUCGCUGACAAGAUCCACACGGUGGAAAUGCAGCAGGGCCGUACGCUGUUGCACUGUGCGGCCGGAGUCAGCAGGUCAGCAGCCCUCUGCCUGGCCUACCUCAUGAAGUACCAUUCGAUGUCCCUGCUGGACGCUCACACCUGGACCAAGUCCUGCCGACCCAUCAUUCGGCCCAACAACGGUUUCUGGGAACAGCUCAUUCACUAUGAAUUCAAACUCUAUGGCAAAAACACAGUUCGAAUGGUGAACUCUCCUUUCGGUGUGAUCCCAGAUGUUUAUGAGAAGGAGGUCAGAGUGAUGAUCCCGCUGUGAUGGUAAUUAGCUUUCUGCUACUGAGGGUGAAGGGUGCAGACCUGUCAUUCGCUCUAGACCACGGUCUGAACUUGAAAAUAAACUCUUCAGCUCGAGUAUUACACUUUGAUCGAUACAGAAAAGCAGAUGACAAUGUGAGAUCAAGGAGUGAGUUCUCCUUGGGGCUUUAACCUUGAAUCAGCAUCUAUAAAGAAUAAAACUCAGUCACUACAAAAGUUAUCAAGAACUUAGUGAUCAAGAACCUCCCUGUCUGUGCCCGAUUCCCCUGGGGCUAGUCAGGGAGGAUGUGUGAACAGGGGAGGUGAACUCCAAACAUUGGUUCAGCAGAGAGAGAAGCCAAAAGGUGGCUGGGGCUCUUGGAGCUGAUCCAAAAAGGCUGGGGGCUAAUUGACAGGUAUGGAAAGCUCAAGCCUGGCCACUGACCAUGUCUGCCAUUACUCCCAGGGCCAGCUGUGUGCCCUUCCUCCCCUUCCCUGCCUGCUGCCUCCCCCUCCAGUUACUUUCUGGUGAGUCCAGCCUUGUGGGUCGACUGGCCUGCACCCUUUGGAGAUUCAGGGACUGACCAGUGACUGAAAGGGAAUGUAUUUCCAUGCUCUGAGCUGAAGCAGCUGACCUCCUGCCCCUGCUCUCUCCCCUCUCCUGAGAGAGACAGGGUUUCAUUCUAGUAUCUCACUAAGAGGCACACUGCAGGGGCACCCCAUUUCAUCUCACCCUUUCGUAGUACCCUCCCGAGGUUCAUCUAACCAAGCCCUUCCUUGGCAUCCAUAAUGCCAGGUAGACAGGUUAACUGAGACCCAGGUGCUCAAGCUUUCUUCCCUCGGGAUGAACAGCUCGUAUCUGUGCCUACCGAAGUCAAUCGCAGGGAACCAGUAAAUGGCACACCGUAGGUAGAGUGUGCCUGUAGGUGGCCAGCUCUCUUUCCCCUCUCCCCCUGCUUCCCCCCAGCCCUUUAAAUGAGAUAAUGUCUGAUUAUGCCCUAAGUGGGUUAGUAGCAGGAUUCCCUGGAGCACAUUUUUUAUUGGCUAAACAAUCUUUUACAACAAAGGAUCCUUAAUAAAACUUGUAAAAUUUUAAAAAAC